This is a messenger RNA of Closterium sp. NIES-67, 2562 nucleotides long. Lineage: Eukaryota; Viridiplantae; Streptophyta; Zygnematophyceae; Desmidiales; Closteriaceae. The record is from the annotation of a GenBank genome assembly.
CUUGAGCUAGACGGUUCUUGUUUCCAGAUUAACUCGUUUCCAGGCUCAUCCUAAAAGGCUUGCAGCGGAAUGCGGUUGGCCCGAUAUUGUACAGCUGCACGAUCAGUUGCGAGACGAGCGAACUGAGCUCGAUCGCCACCUGCGUUCAACGGCAGGUUGUGAGUCACCUUCACAGAUCAGCGCGUCUCAGCCGUCGCGCUACCUCCGUCUUGCACCAUAUUGAUGCACGAUUUAGUCGUCAAGAUCUUGUAGCCAGAAGCAUACCUGUCAGACGGGCAACUGUCAGCGUAGUCGUCUCACACGUUGUCGAUUCCGAGGCACCCAGUAUUCUCCAGUCAUCGCUGAUCGUCAUUCGCUGGCAUUGUGAGCAGCAAUGGUGCCUAUGGUUUCCCCGCACCCCGCAUCACGAGAUCGGCCGUCGUUCCCCAUGGCUUUCGGCGCAAAGCUCGCCCCCGCGGACAUCGCAGCCAAGCCGCGACCUCACCACCCCUCGAUCCGCUUCGACACGGCGCAGCACGAUCUGCUGGACGAGCCGCCGCAGCCGCCGCAGUGCGCCAUCCGGGCGCUGGACGCGCGGAAGCCGUUCAUCGCAGCACCGCUGAGAAUCCCAUGCGACGCGUCCAGCAAUCCAGGCGACGACGCGUCCUCGUCCUCCUCGCCUGCUUCGUUCCCCGUCCUCUCGCUCUUCGCCCAUCACUCCGCCCUCAAGCCCCCUCCGCCCUCCUCCCGCCCCCCCGCGAGAUCCCCACGCCCAUCGUUGCCCCGCCCGCGCUCCCCCUGCCUCGAUUUCUCCGCGCUUUCCAACAGCCCGCGCUGCUCGCCGGGGACCAACUUCGGCAGGGUCGCGCGACCAGCGCCUGGAGCUGAUGGGACGCCGCCCGAUGCGGCCAGCCCGUCUUUACCAGGCGGUGCGGCGGCCCCACCGCCACAAAUAGCACCGCAGCAAGCGCAGUGGUUUGCCCUCCCCAUUCAGCGACCAGAAGUGCUGCGAGCCGCCGCUGCACAAACCUCCAGAUGCGCAUCUCCCGACACGCCCUUGGGCUUCGUCACCUCCCCCAGCGCCUCGUCGCCCUCCUGCCAUUCCCCCGGCGCCCCCAAGCCGCGCUCCUCCCUGUCCUCCUCGCUCCCCCCCUCCUCCCCGCGCCCUUCUUCCGCCGCCCGCGCGCAGACCACAGCGGAUGCCGCCCAGGCGGUUGCGUUCGCGUUUACUUGCGCCGACGAUGUCGCUGCGGGGGGAUCGAACGCGGGAGAGUGCGCUUUCGGGGGGGACUACGCGGAAUCGAACGUGCUGGUGGUCGGCGGCAGCAGCCGCAGCGUGUCGAGUGCGGGAAGCGCGGAGUGCGGCGAGUCGUGCGGCGCGUUCGACCGCGGGAAUGCCGCCGCGAUCCUCAAGGAACGCCCGACGGAUGCCUUCCGAAGAAGCUUCGAGUCCGCCGAUAGCGUAGCAAAGCGCGCAGCGGCGGACGCCGCGCGCAAAGCUUCGAUGGGGAUCCGCAGAGCGAGCUUGUGCGGACGGGUCGAGGGGCGCGCCGCCGUGGAGGUGGGAGCGCAGGCGGAAAGAGAGCUGUCCCGGAACCAGUGGCUCAGCAUGCCACGUGGCGCUGGCUUAGUGGCUGCUUGGGGCGGUCAUGCCGGUCGCGCAUCUCCGCUUUCGGCGCCAGGUCAGGAGGCACCGGAGGAGACGGCGGAGAGGGCGGAGAGGGACGGGGGGAGCGAGUGUGGGAAAGAGGGGGGCAGGGAAUGGGAAGGGGCGUCUGCAGGACACAGACGAAGGCGCAGCGUGGACGACGUGAGCGACGCUAUCAGCUGCGGAGGCAGCAGUGUGAGCGACGGCCGGUGCGGCAGCCAUGGGGGAGAGGCGGAGCAAGGGGAGUGGGGUGGGGAGGGCGCAGAGGCGGAGGAGGGCGGAUCAGAAUCGGAUUGGUUCGGCGAGUCAACCACUUGUCUCAACCUUGAAAGCGUGGAGCAGCUGUGCGCGCAGAUGGAGUUCCAGAAGAAGACAAUCGACGCCAUCCACAUCGUACCACUCCCUGCCCGCUCCCAAAUAAGCAUGGAGAGACCCAGACGGGCCCUCAGCAGAGCAGCAGUGGCAGGAGCAGGGGGGGGAGGAGCAGGGGGAGUGGGCGGCAGUGGCAGUGCUGAGGCGGGUGCAGCAGGGUGGCCACUGGGAGCCUUGUCUGUGCCACCGACUGCUGCAUGCCUGCUGGCGCUGCGCUGCAUGGGGUCUCUGGACUGGCACACACCGGGCGACCCAGAGCUGUGGGAGCGAGAAAGGGGAGUGUAGAGUGCACAGGCCAGGAUAGUGAGUGGCUGAUGCUGCUUGGACACUGAUCUGUAGAUUGUAGAAUGCUGUCUGCUGUGAGUGGCUGUAGCAUGCUUGACUUGAGGCUUCCCCUGCCCUGACUGCGAUGAACUUAUGUUGCCAUGUUUGUAGCUGAAAACCAUGUUGAUAGCUGAACGCCAUGUCGAUAGUGUCGUGGCACUGGGACAACCCUGUCGAUUCUCUCUCUCUUGGGAGGGUACUCGGGAGGCUUUCCCCGGGUAAUGUGGAUAUAUGGAGCC